AUGGCCUGUCGCCGCGUGCUUCUUCUGGGCCCCCUUUGCUUCCUCCUCCUCCUGACGCUUCGCCCAACGAGCGCCCUCUCUUCAUGCGGGGGCCCUUGCCAAACCCUGAACGACUGCAGUGGCCAGCUCAUCUGUAUCGGCGGCAAGUGCAACGAUGAUCCCGACGUCGGCACCCAUAUCUGCGGCGGCGGAGGAGGUGGAGGAGGCGGCGGUGGUGGAGAGUGCCUCCCGUCGCAACCCCUCGUUUGCGGCAGCAACUCGUAUCCCACGUACAGCUGCUCUCCGCCAGUUACCUCCGCUACGAGUGCUAUCCUGACCAACAACGACUUCAGCGAAGGCAGUGACGGCGGCGCCGAAUCGUCUUGCGACGGUAAGUUUCACGACAACUCUGAGAGCAUCGUCGCACUGUCCACCGGCUGGUUCGACGGGCGCAGCCGGUGCAACAAGUGGAUCCGCAUCACCGCCCCCAACGGCAGGAGCACGACGGCGAAGGUCGUCGACGAAUGCGACUCGCUGCACGGCUGCGACGCGGAGCACGCCUUCCAGCCGCCAUGCAAGAGCAACAUCGUCGACGGUUCGAACGCCGUCUGGAACGCUCUCGGCCUCAACAUCGACGACGGCGAGGUGCCGGUCACCUGGACCAUGGCCUGA
This is a messenger RNA of Spirodela intermedia, 651 nucleotides long. The record is from the annotation of a GenBank genome assembly. NCBI's taxonomy places the organism in Eukaryota, Viridiplantae, Streptophyta, Magnoliopsida, Alismatales, Araceae.